AUGCUUCGAGCCUUGGCGCUGAUCGUCGGCGUCGUCGCCGGCCAAAGCUGCAGCCCGACCUCGGUCUUCUCGUGCUACGACCCGGCUACGGCCUGUGGUAGCUGCACGCUGGCGGUGGCCGCGGCGCUGCCCACCUACGCGUCGUACCGCAGCGCCUUUACGACGUGGAACGGCAGCUGCGAGCCCGCGGUGGCCUCGUCGCUCUGCCCGCCUGGCGGUCCAUGCUGUGUCGCUGUCGGCGGCGCGUUCGCGCCAACGUCGCCGUUCCGAGCGCUCUGCGGCCGCAGCACGCCAUCGAUCGCGCGCCUGCCCAUGGCGGUCACGGCGACCGGGACUGUCGUGACGCUGCCGACGCCGCUCGCCGAUAGCAGCAACGUGACGCUUCUCACCGACAUGCGCGAUACAUCGACAGUGUUCGAGUUUGCGCUACCCAGCGGGUCGCUAAGCGUGCGCCCGGCCGACCAGCUGCUCACGUGGCGCAGCGCUGGCGGCGACGACGUCACGGUCAACAUUCCGUCCGGGCUGCUCUCGAAUGCGACGGAUGCCACGACGUGGACCUUCACCAGCACGUUUGCCGGCUUGCAGCUGAGCAUCAACGGCUUCUCGGCGGCCGUGCUGCCGACGACGCUCACUGGGACGAUGACGCUACGACCGCCAGCAAACGGCUCGUGGUGCCUCUACGACGCCUACGCGAGCGCGAGCGCACGUCGGUCGUUGCCGCAGGUCUACUCAGCCCGUGGCUGCGCAUGCUUGCCAACGUUUACGAGCUCGGUCGUCGCGUACACGUACUGCAACCAAACGACGCUGUCGUGUGUGGUCGAAGACGCGUCGGCGUGCGCGUUGCCAGUCGCCAACGACGGCGUCGACGCCUGCAACGUCGUGCACGUCACGCUUUGGUGGCUCCCAGCAGGCAUCUACGGCAGCGUCCUCAACGUUACCGUCUACGACGAUAACGGCGUUUACAUGGGCGCGCUUGCGUCGCCUACGAUCGUUUCGACGCUGCAGUCGUACGCGCAACUCGACGUCGUCGUGCCGUCGCUCAUGCCAGCGUCGGUCGUCGGCCGCAUCGAUAUCGACGUCGGCGGCGUCCGCGUCUGGAACUUUCUCCAAGCCGACGUCACGCUCAACGACGGUCCGGUGCGCCACUUUGCAGUGCCACCCGUCGCGACCGCUGGCGGCUUUGCAGGCUUCGUGUCCAUGCGUCCCCUUCCAACGCGCGAUCUACCCGAUGUCGGCUGCAACCUGGCGUCGCCUGGCGCUUGUGGCUUAUAUAAUGCAAACCGCAACGACUCGGCACGCUGGUACGCGUCGGUUGACGCUGCGUCCGAGACGCCGAUGCUCUCGGUCGUUCCGUCGUCGUACGCGACAUCGACGGGUCGCAACUUGCGAAAUGCGGCGCCAACCGACCAAGAUGUGCCGUGGUCGGUGGUCGUCGCCAACGGCUUCCUCGACUCCAACGGCCGCGUCCAAGUCGCCGUCACCUUUGGCACCGGCCGCAUCGGGUAUAGGGCGUCGGCGUGCGAGAUCGUUGUGGCAACUGCCACGUCGGUCGUCGAUGUCACGGCGUCUGUGAACGGCACCCAGUGGCUCGACUUGCCACCAGGCAAAUAUGUACUCGAGCUCACGAUCUUGUCGUUGUCAACGACGGCCGUGGACGUUGCAUUCGUGCACGACGACGACGACGGGGCCUUGGUCGCCCCACUGCAGCUCCAGGCGCCGCCGGCCGUCGCCUAUCCGCGCGACACGGUGACGACGGCGACCGCGACGGUACCGAUCCCGAUCGUCGAUGCCGUCGCAAAUUUGACAGUCACGCGCAUUCGCUUGGCGUGGAACUCGACGCACGCGGUCGAUGCGUGCGCACUGCCGCAAACUUCGUACGACACCAACUCCGUGGCGACCGAGUGCUCGUGGUCGUCGCUGCCGACGUCGGGCGUCGCCUUGUCGCCGUUGCCGUCCUUCGCUGGCACCGUGCACCUUGAGGUACGUGUCGAGUAUACCGACGGUGCCCAGGCGUACGCGCUGGCCUAUGCAUGGACGGCGCACAUUGGGGCCGCGGACGUCGGGCCGUUGGUCGUCGGGGCGUUUCCAACUGCAAUGUCGACGCCCGGCGACGCGACUUCACUGCAAUUGAGUGUGCAACGGUGGCGUCCGCGCAUGCUCGUGGAGCUCGCGUUGGCGCACGUCAACGGUCAGUGCCCGCUUCGAUCGGUAUCCAUUGGCUUGUUCACGCUGAUGCCGCGCGAGACCACGGAUCGGACGUGCGUCGUCAAGCUCCCGUCGUCCGUGUUCAAAGCUGCGACGGCGACGGUGCCGGCGACGGUGCUGUGGCACGAGACGGCUGCUGGCUGGGUGGUCGCUCGCGUUGAGACCUCUGGCCCCACGACAGUUUACACCCGACCGGCCGAAGCCUAUGUAGCGUCGGCCUCGCCACUUUUGCUUGUGCCGAGUGUUGCCACAUGGACGCCGGGUUUUGAUCCCGCGGCGAUAACGUUGGAGGUGGCCAUCGAUCCCAGCGUCUGCGAGCUGCAUGUGACCAUACCAACGUGCCCUUCCCUGUCGCCGACACGACUGGCGUCCGUCAUGACGAUGACACCGACGAACGAGUGCAUGCUUCAGCUCUCUACACCGGCAUCUGCGGUUGGUCGUGUGUGGUCGACGACGCUGCCGAGAAGCGCGAGGGUCGAGCUGACCGACAUUGGUUGCGGGGGACAGCGCCAUCGUCGGGUUCUGUCGCCGCCUUCAGCCGACAGCCAGCGGCGCCUCGUGUCGACAGCAACGUACGCCACAGCGCCAAGCGGGCGCUUGGCGGGGACGACGGCCAUUGCAUCGGCCGAUGGCACCUGCAUCCUCGAUUUGAUGGCGGUAGCAAAGACGUUGAAUGGAUCGGGUCUGGCGCAGUUUACAUGGCCGUACGGCGCGCUGCUCGACCUCCGCGUUCAGGUGGGCAGCGGGACGACGCAGGUCGUCGACACUUGGACGGGGGCCACCAACGUGACCCUUAUGAGCUCGGUGCCGACGGCGCUCUUUUUUGUCCCCACCGAUGCAUCGCCCGCCACGAUCGACUGGUCCAUUGCACUGGCCAACGGCACGCAGUGGCCACUGGCAGCGGUCGACUGCCGCCCGCUACCGACGGUGCCCGGUCUCGUGCGCCUCAACCGCUCGCGUGUCGCCGUGGGCAGCUCGCUGCUCGUCGCGUCGCUUGUGCCAAGCAACGUCACGGCGUCCAUCGACGUCCUUCAGCUCUUCCUCGGCGCGCCGGUGGCAACCAUUCGACUUGAUGAAUCGGUGGUCGCGGUUGGGCCGCUCUCAUAUCUUUCGUUGUACGACGUACCGCUGGGAUCGGUCUUGACCCUGGACACCAGCAACGCUUCUGUUGCUGUCGAUGCCGUUGCUGCAGUGUUGGCGUCUGGCGUGUUCUGGACGUCGACCGUUGUCGCGCCAUGGGGCAACGGGUCCGAGUGCGCAAGCGACGCCCCAUACAUUGGGGCGCCUCUCAUUGAACCUUCCCUGCCGUGUGCCACCAGAGUGUCUUUGCCUCUGCUGACCCUCCCACCAGUCUCUCUAAACAAGCACGUGACCAUGACCGUCACCCUCGCGCCGUGCUUGAGCGGCCUGGUCGCGCAAUGGUCAACACCCGUAUACGAACCGACGCCGUGCGUUUUUGUUGUGCCCGCAAACCAGUCAACGUCGGUGUCGGUGGUGGUGACGACGGCGACCGCAUCGGUGCUCUCCUUCUCUCUCGCAGCGACAGCUGCCAACGCGUCGGAUGCCUCCACCUCGGUGCGCAAUUGGACUGUCGCGACACCAGCGGCCUGCAGCGACGCCACGGAGGCAAUGCCAGACGAGCUACCCGACUGCCCGACACUCCAGCCGUACGUGGUGACGGCGUCGGUCGUCCAAGGCCAACCAUUCGACGUGGUCGUGCCCUUGCCAGACACGUCGCACACGUGGCAAGCGUCGCAACUCACCAUCUCCAUGUCCCCGUGUGGGGUCCUUCAAAACAUGUCGGCGUCGAUUGCGGCCGAUGCGUCGUCGACGUCAUGUGUCCUAUUUUAUAGCAACGUCCGAGCACCCGUCGUUCUCACGUUGACGCCGGUGGCCAACUGGUUUGGACAACUCAUGCUCUCGGUGCAGUCGACGCAGUCGGUGCUAAAUGGUGCCCUGGCCUCGCCGUUGCAGCUGCACCCGUUGCCAAACAUCCGGCAGCUUGUGCUGGAAAGUGCGCUGCAAAUUGCGUUGACGACGCCCGGAAGCCUCUACGCUCGCACGGCCCUUGGCGCGUGGCAACCGCUUGCCGCGCCGACGUCUUUGCUGCGCAUUUCCUUUGGCAACGGCGUUCUCUGCGGGACUACGUUGAUGGCGCAUCUCUACUGCAGUGCGUGGAACACGACGUCGAUGACGCUCAAUGCGUGGAUGCUGCUGCGUACUGACGCACGGUUUGUGCUCGUGGCCAACGGCACGGUGGCGGUCAUCACGACCGACGCGGCCGUCGUCGGCACGACGGUGACGGGUCUUGGCGCGGCGUCGACUUGGUCUGCCUAUACCGCGUUUCAACAGCCGUCGACGGGCAUUGCAUGGGACGGACACUACGUCUUGAAUGUGAUGUACAACCAGCUCGUGCUCGCUACAACGCCGACGUCCGACCUCGCGGAGUUUGGGUCGGCCAACUACCUUCCAGCGUUCGUCGGACCCACUUUUGAGUGGUCGUCACUGCAGCUGGUCCACGGCACCGCCUAUGUUUUGGACGCUUCGGGGCUCGUCUGGUCCCGACGACUCUCGACGUCGCUCGUCGACUGGACGGUCGUGUCGCCGCGUAGUGCUCGGUGGAGCUUCUUUGCCGUCGCCGGCUCCGGCGAGCUCUGCGGUGGCAGCCACGAUACCCUCAUCACAUGCGGAGCUCUUCGAACGAGCGUGCCGGUGGUGCAGUCGCAGUGCCAGUCGCGGAGUAGCGUCGUGGCCAACUGGGUCUACGGCGCGUCGACGGUCGCGUCGUCGCUGCGCACCGCGGUGCUCUUGAGUCAGGUGUUUCCGAGCGCGUCACCGCUGACGUUUACACUUAGCUAUCGUUUCCAAACGUUGUACGCGAGGCUUGACAUCACAGCGCACGUCGACGGCAACGAGUCGAUGACAACGCUGUUUGCCUCGGAUCCGGCCAACAUGACGCUCAGCGUGUGGACGCCCGUGACGCUGGAUGCGCGGUCCUUGGCCGGCACACCGUUCCGACUCAACAUCACAGCGACGAGCUACGCCGCGAACGACGUUGCGAUCGCCGGGUUUAGCGCCAACUCGGCCACGCCGUUAACCGGCGCGUUGGUUGUCGAUGCGGUGACCGGCGGCGCGGUGACGGUGCUCCACGCGCCGUCCCCGAUGGCCAGUGACGACGGGUUCAUUUUGCAGUACACUGCGACGGCGACGUCAAUGAACGGGACUGGGUCGCCCCGCAGAGUCUACAAUGGUGACGGCAUGAGCGACGUCGGGUGUUUCCAGGCGGCGGGCCUCGGACUCAUUCCGGCGCCAUCGACACAGUUGAUGACCCUUGGUGACUGCGCCCGUCUCUGCGCUAGCUCGGAGCGUCAAGCCAACUUGACCGCUGCAAGUCUACUGCGCAGCGCAGGUCCUAUUCUCUUGCGCUCCAACCUUCUUGGCUGGACGGUCGAGAUGUACUUGUUUCUGUAUGCGCAGACGCCGUCGGCCGUGCUCUUUAUGCUGGACGCAACGAUGGCGUCGGUGGUCUUGGGCCGUACCGUCGUCGUCGUCACGGUCACCGGCAACGCGGUGCGGAUCCCCUACGCCUUUCCACUGCACGAGUGGUUCCAUCUGGCGUUUGUGUACAACGACAACGCGCACUCUGUCCGCUUCUUCGUCAACGGCGUCCCCGCUGCGUCCGCAGUACUGCAAACGACGUGGGCGCCAAGCUCGUCGCCGCGCCUCCAGAUUGGCGCCGAUACGCUUUGGAACACAGCUACCGUGCCGCUUCUGGCCAUGUUGGACAAGGUGCGCGUGUGGGGCCUUCCGCGCUCGGACGCUGCGAUUCGGCGGUUCUGGGACCAGGAUGUUAUUGACGCUGCCAUCGCCGUGCACCUGCGAUUCAACGACCUCGAUAUCGCCACGGACGUCUCGGGCAACAACUACACGUUCAUCGCCUCCAACGUCGAGGCCGUCGCCAGCCGAGCGCCGUCGCGUCGGUUCGGCUUGACCCAAGGAGGUGUGUGUCUGUGCGCACCGCUGCCCUUCGUUGGCCAGCGCCUCGCUGACGGCAUGUGCAACGCGUCCUGCAUGUUCCGACCGUCGACAAGCUGCGGGGGUACGGAUGGCUCGGUGGCGAGCGUCUACGAGGUGGGCCGCUUUGUGCUCUCGGGCCUGGCGCCGUCGACGACGUACCGCAUCGAUGUCUCGUACGCGACGACGUCAGCGUCACGCACCCUUCCAACGACGACGGUCACCACCACGGUUGCAACGGCGCCUGGCCCCGUGAAUCGCCCGUUCCGAGGCCGCGCUCUGGCCCCGGGCAGCCUCGUCGUCAACUGGAAUGCUACUGUCGACACGGGUGGCGCGACGCUCACGGGCUUCAACGUGUACGUGAAUGGCUUCUUCGUGGCGACGGCAGAGGCGACGGCGACCGACAUCGUUGUGCCCAAUCUCCUUCUUUCGACCGAGUACCGUAUCACGGUCGCUGCCGUCAACGCGAUCGGCGUCGGCGCGCCAAGUGCGCCGUUGACGUUGCAGAUGACGUAUGCGCCCGUAUCGCCGACGCCACCGCUGUCGAUGCAACUGCUCAACGCAACGGCCGGUGCACUCCACGUGCGUCUCGGUGGCGUCGUCUUUUGCGGUGGUGGCCCGCUCCAGAGCGCGUACGUGGAGAAGAGAACGGCCCAGUCGGUCCGUGAAGGCGCCGGCUUUGUGUUCGGCGCGAUCGGCGGCACCCCAAAUGCCGCGGGCGACAUUGAUAUUUGGGUGUACGGCCUUCCGAGCAGCGCGACCGUUGUGCUCCACGCUCUCGUCAUCAACGCGUUUGGGUCCGCGAGCGACUAUGGCCCCGUGUUUGCGUUUUCAACAGCCGCCAGCUCGGGGUACCCGGUCUCCCCCGUCCCGAGUGUGACGAGCGUCUCGGGCGGUGCGAUCGGACUGGCGCUCCUGCCGCCACUCGACACCCUCGGCGCAACCGUGGUCGGGUACGAAGUGUUUUUGCGACCGACCACGAGCAGCGCGUGGCUGCGAGCUGCGUCGACGUCGGGGUCGAGCCCACUGGUGACCGUGUACACAGACCCCGCGACCCAGCUGCCGCUGCAGCCGUCAACGACGUACGCGAUCGAGGUCGUCGCAAUCACAGACACGAUGAUGUGCAGCCCACUCUUGGAUCUCUCGGGGUUUGGUCAAACGGUCAACAUUGCUACCAAUGCUGCGGGACUUCCAAACCCACCGAGUGUUGAGGUGCUGGCCAUCGGGUCGAGCUACAUUGCUUUUGCGUGCACGCCGCCCCUCGACAUGCAAGGCGCCACCUUGCUGGAGCUGGUCGGAAACGUCUCGGGGACGCUCGUGCCCGUGCCUCUCGCCGGCAACACGACGUUCAAAGGUCUUGGCGGCAACACAACGUACGACGUCCAGUGCGCGAUGCAGACGUCUCUCAAUCGCACCGCGUGGAGUGCACCGGUCUCGGUCAAAACGAGCUUGGUGCAGCCGCCGGCGCCGGUGCAGCAACUAACGAGCGUCGCGCUGUCACCGAGCCGCGUGCAACUGUCGUGGAGCGCGCCAAAAGACUGGGGCGGUGCGACCCCGACGGGCUAUUACAUCUACCGCAACGCGACGUCCUUGGUGCUGGUAUCGGCCGUCUCGCCCGAAACCACACAGUUUACGUUGGGCUCUCUGCGCUUCAAUACAACGUAUGCGCUGAUCGUCGUGCCGUUGACGACGAGCCAAGCGGGCGACCCGUACGCCGGCCGCAUCUCGGCGACGACCCUUCCGACUGCGCAGGUGGGGGCGCCCCCCGUCCCCGUCGUGGACGUCUUCGGUGCCGACUUUGUCAGGCUUGUACUGACGUCAACGCCGGAAAGUGGCGGCUACGACACCGUGAGCUAUCAAGUCAACGUGACAGCACCGCAGUCGUGCUAUGUACCGACGGCUGCCGAUCCGUGUGCGACGUGCAACGGCUACCGCGCGCUGACGUCAGCGACGGCGACGUCCCCGUGCGAGGCUGUCAAUGGAAUUUGUUAUGCGGGGCAACUGCAGUGCGCGUACAUCCCGCUACCGACGACGGUGUGUACGCUGAGCUCGGUCGCGGUGGCCGCCAACGCAGAAUGCACCGCGACAGGACUCGCUCCGUCGACAACGUACUUCUUUUCGGCGUAUACCCUCAACCCGAUCGGUGCCAGCAUCGCUAGCAUUACGGCGCAGACAACAAGUCCGCCCGUCGCGCCGCCGUCUGUCAUCGCCGUGACCGGUGUGGAUGCCGUGGGGGCGCUUACCUUGCGAUGGACACCGCCACAGUCGCUUGGAGGUAUGCCUCUGCGCAACUACUCGGUGGUUUGCGACAACACUGUGCUGACGCAAAUGUCGACACAUAUGGGGUCUCUGAUGGAGUAUACGUGGUGCCAGCAGCUCGUGGCCAACGCGACGCACACGUGCUACGUGCAAGCGCUCACGGCCCUCGGCGCGUCGCCCGUCGCUGCUUCGACGUUUGUCUUAACGCAAGUGGGGCCGCCGGGUACGCCGACGGCCGUGGUGCUCUUCAGCAACGCCACCUCGGCCAGCGUUCAGCUCACUGCGCCCUGCAACGUCGGGGGUGCCCCAUCGUUCUCGUACGACUGCGCGCUCGUCGACAGCGUGACCAACGCGUCGACACCGGUUCCGUGCACCGACACGACGCCCACGAUCCUCACCUCCUUGUCCGUCAACACCACAUAUGCAUUCGUUUUGCGUACGACGACGGUCUAUGGCUCCAGUGCGUGGGUGACGCUGGCUGUCGCAACCACGUCCGGCAUUCCAUCCGCGCCGGACAUGUCGCUCACCUUGGCCUCGGACCGCCGGCUCGUUCUCUGCAUCAAGGCUCCUGUGCUCCUCGGGGGGUCCAAUUUGGUUGGCUAUCAGCUCGUCGUACGCACGGACACCGACGUCGUGCUUCAGUCGACGCUUCUCAACGACGGCUCGGCCGCCUUUACCGUUCCGGGGUCGUGUCUCCAAGUUACCGUAUCCAACGUCUCGUUCGACACGGCGUAUGCUGCGUCCGCGUCUGCAGUUGGCAUUGGCGGUGUGAGUCCUGCCACGACGGCGACCUACUCGACGCUUCCGCAGCAACCGGGCGUGCUCGCCUGGAACGCGUCGACGAUGGUGACCAACCAAGGGGUGCUGACGCCCGUGAGUCUGGUCCGGUCCGCGGGUGUCACGGGGCCCGUCAAUGUCACGCUCCGCAUCACCAACGACGUCAACAACACGUACAUUUGCGACCCGUCGACAGGGCUGUGUGGACCGCCAAGCCCGUGCAGCCAAGUGUAUCCCGACACCGAUUUAGUCGGGAAUGACAUGACGAACAUGGCGUCGCCGUCCGUCGCCGACUGCUGUGCCAAGUGUCAAGCCUACGCGGGGUGCGUGGCGUAUGCGCUGAACAGUGGCCAGUGCUACCUCAAGUCGUUCGGGCUCAACCCGACGGCCGCCGUCGGUGUUACGGCCGGUAUCAUCACGCCCAACUGUCGAACGUUCUACCCCGGUGUGGAUUUUGUCGACGAGUUCUUGUCGUAUCAGGUGCUCUCGCUGCCCGAGUGCGUAGUAGCCUGCAAGAACGUUCCCAACUGCAUCGGAUUCAGCUAUAUCCUUUCGAUGCAAACAUGCUACUUCAAGAGCGAGCAGAUGCAGAUGCAGAGCAACACCGACUGCAUCUCGGUCGUUGUCGCGCCGAUUUGUCAAGCGUCGCAAACGUUUGCGCUGGCAUUCGAAGACGGCGAGAGCGCCAAGACACUCUAUUUUGCGAUUCCCAACGACGUCAACGCGGCGGCUCCGUACGGUCUCGCACUGGCGCUGAGCACGCCCACCAACGGCGCCUCGCUCGGCGCCCCGAGUGUCUUGACCAUGAACGUGGCACACGACGGCGGUACCCUGCAGUGGGCCAACGCCGGACCCGCGGGACCCAACACGUCGACGACGCUCACACUGACUCGCGUCGGGCAGACGGUGCUACCAGUGACGGCGUCGGUGCUCCUCCAAGCGAGCAACAGCCUCACGAUUAUGUGCGACCCGUCGACGCUGGUGUGCGCUCCGCCCGCGACGCCGUGCAGUCAGCAGUACCCGGGCACCGACUUUGUUGACAACGACCUCACGAGCGCGACGGCGUCGUCGGCCAACGACUGCUGCGCCCAGUGCCAGGCGUACAACGGCUGCGGCGCCUACGCGUUCAACACGGCGACAAAUGCGUGCUACCUCAAAUCCAUGGGGCUCAACACAAUAGCCGUACCGGAAGUGAUUGGCGGCGUCCUCUCGAGUGUCUGCGUCCACGAGAUCGCCGACGUGGAUUCUGAGGGCAGCGACAUUGGCGAGUCGGCCGGUGUGACGCUUGCCCAGUGCCGCGCGCUUUGCAGCUCGAACGCAGAGUGCUUUGGGUUCCGCUACGAGUCGUCAACGUCAAAGUGCUGGCCCAAGUCGCACUUGAACAACCUUGCCGCCGCGCCGGGAGGUGUCUUGGGGCUUGCGCAGCAACCGUGCCAGACGUCCGGAGUCGCCCUCUCGUUUCCAGCUAGUAGCAAUGCGAGCGCUUUGACAUUAAAAGUGCUACCGACAACAACGUACGCUGCACCGUACACGAUCACAACGUCGAUUCAGUCGACGGCCAACGGUGCGACCUGGAAUGCCUCCAAGCCGCUUGACGUUGCGGUGCUCGACAACGGCGUGGCGGGGCAUUUUGCAUUUGCCAACGCACAGCUCACGGCGUUUGUCAAUGUCUCGAGCGUCCAACUGACUGUCCGUCGGCUGUUUGCGACCAACGGCGACGUCGUCGUCACACUGACGUCGUUGCCGUCGAUCUUCGUAGCGCAAGGUCUCUUUAGCGCGACCCUCACGUUUGCUGACGGCGUGACGUCGGCGACAGCGGCCAUGCCACUAAUGAUGCCGCAGACGCCGACGCCGCCGCAAAACGUGACGAUCAACAUUGCUGCGGUGACCAACUAUGGCUGGAUCGUGGCGCCGUCGACCUGCGUCGUCACCGUGUACGACACGCGCCUCACGUGGCCGGAUCCACCGACGCAACUUCAAGCGACAUCGGCCACCGGGAGUACGCUCUACGUUGCAUGGACGCCGCCGGUGUUCAAGGGCGGCGUCGACGUCUUGCCGUCGGCUUUGAGCUACCAAGUGCUUGUGACGGGCCGAAGCACGAUCGUUACGUCGGCAACGUUCGCGGUCAUUUCCAAGCUCUCGCCGCUCACCAGCUACAGUGUCAGUGUUGUCACGGUCAAUGCGUUUGGGCAGAGCGUUGCUUCUGCACCCGUGGCGAUGGCGACAACCGUGCCCACGGAGCCCAGUGCACCGACGAGUGCCGGUGUCUCCUCGGCCGUUGCAACGCAGGCUGUCAUCUCCUGGGCCCCGCCAAGCGAGACGGGUGGCGUGCCUAUUGCGUUCUACCGCGUGUGGCAGCAGCGCGGCGUCGGAGCGUCUAAGAGCCUCGUUGCCCAAGUGGCGGCCACUGCGAGCUUGACAGUGCGCGUGACCAACCUCAUUCCUAGCUCCACACUCGAGCUUUCCAUCACGGCCACCAACAAUGCUGGUCUUGAGGGGGCCCCUGCGCUGUUGACGGUGCUGACGACCGCGCCAACGCCACCCGAUGCCCCAGUACCCCCAAGAGUGGUGUCGACCACGGGCGGGGCCGUCACGUUUGGCUACAACAGCUCGGGCUACGAUGGAGGUGCACCGGCGACGACGUUUCGCAUCAUCUCAGAUUUGGGACUGGCGUGCAACGCGUCGACCGACGCCACGUGCUCCAUCUACGGUCUGUCGCCGACAACAACGUACGCGGCCAUGAUCUUUGUCGAGAAUCAUCUGGGCUCGUGUGCGAAUGGGACGCAGUUUGCUUUUACAACAGCCGUUGCGUCCUCGCCUGCGGGUCAGCUGCCCCCGACGGUUGUCCAAGAAGCGCUGGGUGCACUGACGCUGUCGUGGACACCGCCCGCCGACAACGGCGGUGUGCCCAUCGUCGGCUACACGAUCGACGCGUGUCUUGGUAACGGCACGUGCAACACUGUCUACUCUCAAGUGUCGAACCCGGCGACGACAACCACGUUGACAACACUGAGCCAAAACACGACGUACAGCUUGUCGCUCUUGGCGUACAACACGCAGUCGUUCUGCGCGGGCGCAGCGGCAAGUAUCGGCGCAUUGCUCGUACAUACGACGAUGAAGCGGACGCCACCGGCACCGCCGACGCUCAAGGCCAUCGGGAUCACGGGCGGUGCCAUCAUCCUCGACUGGACGCCGGUCAUUGGGUCUGCCGACAUUUCUGCGUACGCCUUGUACAACGCCGAUAAGGCAACGCUGCUCUAUCAAGGCAACGCGACAAGCUUUGUCAUGUACAACUGCAGUGCACUGAGCUCCUAUACCUUUCAAGCGAGCGCGCUCAACAACAUUGGGUGGAGUGAAUAUGGCCCGAUACUCGUCGUGACGACGACCGCCGUGUCGGUGCCCAGUGCCGCCACGGGUCUACGGGCGGAUGCGACAACGUCUGGCGGCAAGGUAGCACUGUCGUGGAACCCACCGGGAGACACGGGUGGCAUUACGACGCUGUACUAUACCAUUCUUCGCAACGGCUCGCAACUCGCUGCCAACGUGCUGUCAACGACGUAUGUCGACGUGGCCAACAUCACUGCCUCGACCGUCUAUGCGUACACCGUUGGCGUGUCCAACCUCGUGUUUGCAGGGUCGUUCUCGGCACCCGCGACGGUUCGAUCCGCUGCGCGGACGCCGCCAGCACCCGUCGUCGUCCGAAACGUCACAGCCCUUGGUGGUUCCAUCGUCCUUGCGUACGAUCUGCCGACCGACUCGGGGGGCGCCCCCCUGACAUCGAUGUCAGUCGUUGCGUUUCAAUAUUUCGGUGCAUCGACGCCGCGGGUCCUUGUUUGGAAUCAAACCAGCAGCGCAGUGUCGAGGACAACCAUCUCGGGGCUGACGGCACAGACCUUGUACGAUAUAUCGACCGUGGUCACCACCGCUGCCGGGUCAAGUCUGCCCGUCAGCUGUUCGGCCUCGACGUCUGCAGCGACAAUCCCGAGCAGCCCUGCCAGUCCGCUGCUCGCGAGUGCCAACUCAACAGCACUUGUUGUCAACGUCAGCGCGUUGACGAGUGAGUACGACUUUGGGGGGACCCCGCUUGUCGCAUAUCGAGUAUUUGUCAAUGGCUCUUUUGUGGCAACCGUGUCGGCAGCGGCGCCCAACGUGACAGUACUUACAGGUCUCUACGCCUCGACGCUCUAUGCAGUGCAGUUUGCCGCUGUGAACGCCAUCGGAAGCUCUCUCCUCGGGGCUCCUCUUUUGGCGACGACGGCGUCGAUGACAGUUCCCGGUCCCGUCGACACUAUCGUAGUUGUUGCAGCCACGGGAACAACAUUGACCGUAUCGUGGGCCUACCCGCGUGUGACGGGCGGGGCGCGCCUGAGCGACAUGACGUUCAUGGUGGCAUAUAUCGGAGCCAAUGCCUCGAGCGUCGUGACAAGCCAGCGCCCAACCAUCGUGCUCUCGUCGCUUCAGCCGCUCACAACGUACACCAUACGCAUCCAGGUUGCAACGGCAGGAGGCACCAGUGUCAUGGCCAACGCCACUGCAACGACGACCGUCGGCGCUGCCGGCACGGCGUCCAUGAUCGCGAAGAUCACCCACGUCCUGGAGAGCGACGCCUUUGUCACCGUGAUUGCGACACGAAAUGCCACCGGCGUCGCAUCAGUUGUUGGCUACUACACGACGGAUGCAUCGGCGGUCGCCGGGCGCGACUACAUGGCGGCGUCGGGCAACGCCACGUUCACCGCCGACGCCAGCAACGCCAGCAUUACCAUCAAGCUCCGAAACAACUUUGCGUGUCAAACGAGCGAACGCCGCUUCAACAUUACGCUCGUGCAAACAGAUGCGGUCCAAGUGGGUGAAGCCGCCUCGACGGAGAUCGUCAUCAACGAUGACGGCGACGGCGGUAUGGUGGCAUUCCAACAACCGUCGCAGACCGUCGUAACGCUGGCACCAACGACGACACCCGUCGACGUGCCACUGGUGCGCACCCUCGGCAAGUACACGGACGUAAACGUGAGUGUGUUUCUCGUCCAGUCCACGUCGACCGCGCAACUCGGCGUUCAGAUUGCAUCGAUCCCGAUGUUUGUUUCGUUUCCAGUCAACGAUACGACGACCGUCGCGACUGUCUUGCUCCUCAACGACCAAACGUACCACGACCCUCCGCUCAGCUUUACAAUCGGGCUUACCCUCGUCGAUGGCACGAACUCGUGUGCACUUGCUGCGCCAGCGCUAACGACAACGUCGGUGCUGAUGCUCGGUCGAAACGUCGUGUCCCCGCCGGCGCCGCCGACGCAAAUGCAAGUGGUUAGCGCUACCGGCGGCUCUCUGCGCCUGGCUUGGACGCCACCCACGUACACGGGAGGCUACAACCUUUCUGUGACAAGCUACUUGGUGGUGCUGUCUGGGCCAGGCAUCAACACGACGUCUCUGAACACUUCGCUGCCCACUGUCGACUUAAAUGGUCUCGUGGCCAAUGGAAACUACUCGGUUGCGGUGACGUCGGGCACCAACGUCUACGUCGGUGCGCCCAGUGAGACGGUGUACGUCCAGACAACGGCACCAACGCCACCGAGCCGCCCGCGCAACGUCGUCUGUGCGAGUCAAACUGGUGGGAGCGUCACCGUUACAUGGGCACCACCGCUCGACGCUGGUGGGUUGCCCAUCUUGGGCUACAACAUUUUGAACGCGCAGUCGACGAAUUUGUCGUCCCUUGCACAAAUGUACGAUGGCACCUCGUUCACGUGGCGGGGCCUGAUGCAGCUCACCCGGUAUUCGUUGGUGCUUCAAGCCGUCAACAGCUUCAACAUCGUUGGUGACGCGGUGAGCAUCACCUGCACGACGGCGGUGGCAAACGUGCCCGCAACGCCGUUGGCGCCAGUGCUUGUUUCGGCGACGGGCGGUGCGAUAACGGUGACGAUGCCGAGCCCCGUGGACACGGGCGGCUUGCCACUCACACUCUACGUCCUGUAUAUCAACAGCGUCGCACGUCCCAACCUGUUCACGCAAGUCUACAGCGGGUCCUCGCCUAUCACAACCGCGUAUGGCUUUGCAGCGGCCACAGCGUAUGGGUUUCAAUGCAGAGUUGGGAACGCUGCGGGCAUGAGCGCGUCGUCAAGCACAGUCUUCAUCUCGACGCUAGCGGUAACGGCACCGUCGGGACCAUUGGCGAUCGCAGUCGCCGCACCCCCCACGGGGGGCGCCGUCGCACUGCGCUGGGCGCCGCCACUCGACUCGGGUGGCACUCCCAUUACGGGCUACUUUGUGCGGCUCUACAACAUGAUCGAUCUCGUCACGAACGCGCCGACUGUCGUGUAUGAAAAUGACUCGAGCCUCGCGCUUGAGACGACGAUCUAUGGUCUUGCGUCCAACACGACAUACGCCUUCUCGGUUGUGGCAGUGACGCUUCUGAGUCACUGUUUGAACCCGUCGCUGAUCCAAGAAAGCUCUCGCGUCGUCGCGCGCACGGGCGUGUCGACCGUCCCAUCGGCGCCGUUCUCGGUGUCGCUUCUGGCCGCAACGGGCGGCAUGCUCUCGUUGGGCUGGAAGCCGCCGUUGGACAAUGGCGGUACGCCAGUGGCUGUCUACUGGGUCCGCAACUCGACGAACGCCGUCGUGUGCACAACAUCGACCGUCAGCUGCAGCGUCUACGGGCUAUCUUCGCAGACGCUUUUCCGCUUUACCAUUGUGGCAGUCAACAGUGUUGGGCAGUCGCCGCCAAGCAAUACGCUCUCGGCCGCGACCCGCGAAGUCUCGGCGCCAAGUCCGUCGCUCAACGUGUCGGCGAUAUCGGUGGGUGCCGAUGUGCUCUCGUUGACGUGGCUGUCGCCACUCGACUCGGGCGGAGCGUCCAUCGUCGGCUACACCGUGUAUCGCGACGACGCACUCGUUGCAUCUACGGGUCCGACACCGGCGGUCGUCGACCGCAGCGGCCUUUUAGCCAAUACAACCUACCGGUACGCUAUUCAAGCGUUGAACGGCCGACUGCCAGGAGUCAUGUCGUCUGCGCUUCUCGUAACGACGGGCCCCGCCACGGCACCGUCGACGCCGACAUCCAUGACGUCAUCGAUUGGGGGUGGGAGCAUCUCUGUGGCUUGGGGCGCGCCGACGUCGACCGGCGGUGUCGCCGACAUGACUACCGUGUGUCAGCUGUACUCCAACGAGACCGUGCUCCUUCAGCAACUGGUGGCGCAGCGUCCGCCGUGCCCCUUUGGGGCACUGGACCAGCGCACUGCGUACGAGAUCGUCAUUUUCAACAACAACACGGUCGGCGCCAGUGCGAUCACGAGCCUCAAUGUGAUGACCAGCAGCGCGACACUACCGCAAGCACCACCAACACCGAUCAUUCUCGACCACUCGGGCAGCGUAGCGACGCUGCAGGCAGUGGCACCUCGACAAACUGGCGGUCUCCCGAUUCUCGUGAUGAAGAUCUACGAAGAUGGGCAACUGCUCGGGAGCACCACCGCCGCGACGUUACUCCAGUGGACGUUGGUCAACCUCGUAGCAGACACGGCGUACGCGUUCCAGACGACGGCCGUCACGGGUGUCGGGGAGAGUCCGCUGAGCGCUCCCUUGCACUUUACAACUGGCCCCGUCGUCGCGCCUUCUGAACCACGCAACGUGUUGGUGGUCGACGUGAAUACGACGAGCUUUGCGCUCAGCUGGCUACUGCCGCGCAACUCGGGCGGGCGGCUGCAGGAGCUGCAGUACAAUGUAGUCGUCUUUGAGAUGGUCAACGAUACACAAGUCGGUGUUGCUGUCGCUACGAGCACAGGGACGAGUGUCACCAUCGGGAACCUACAAGACGCUACGACGUAUGAGGUGACGCUUCAAGCUUCCAAUAGCGCUGGUACAAGUGCGACGACCGCGCCGCUCAGUGUGACCACCGUGCCGCUCGCCAAGGGUGUGGGUGGCUGGGCGAUCACCACCAUGUCGGUGCUCUCGUCAGUAGGUACAUUUAGUUUGCCUCUGGUGCGCACCAACGGGUCUUCGGACGCGCUUGUGCUCUCGGUCACGUGCGUCGGUGUCGGCAUCACACCGUCGUGCCCGGCGCAGGUGACGCUGGCCAACUUGGUGACGUCGGCGUCGGUUCCGAUUACGAUUCCAGCCAGUAGCGUCUAUGUGCCGAGCCAAUCCAUUACAGUGACGCUGAGUGGCGACGGCGAUAAGAACGGUGUCGACCCGUUGGCCACCACGGUAACGGUCGCCGUGGACUGUGAAAUCAACGCCGGCGUCUUUUCGUUUGCCUCUGCGACGCAACUGGUUCGCGAAGAUGCCGGCAUCGUGUCGGUUCCCAUUCUUCGCCGCCUCGGAGUGUCGACAGCGGUUGUCUGGACCCCGUUGGACGUCUCUGCAAGUGUCGACGGGACGUCGUUGGCGGGCCUCGAGUAUCAGAUUCUGCCCAAUCAACGCAUCGCCUUUGCCGACGGCGCAACAACGGCAUCGCUGUCGGUCUCGAUCGUCAACAACCAGCGUCCUUUCUUUCCCCGACGGUUUUUCUGCAUCGGACUCCAAAAAGUCUCUGGUGGCGGCUACGUGAACGCCACGGGCAACGCGACGACAUGCGUCACGAUCUUCAACGACUGGACACCAAUGGUGCCAAGCGCCGUGUCGGUCGCGUCCGUUAGCUACCAAGCCACCGGCGGCCUUUUGAACCUUACGUGGGCGUCGCCGGUCUACCUUGGCGGUAUUGGUGUUACCGUGUCUCGGUAUACCCUGCGCGUCGUAUCGGCAUCGGGACUGCACUCUGUGCUGACGACACCGACGAACGCGACAACGGCACUCGUCGGCAACCUCACCGAGCUCACAGCGUAUACCGUGGGCAUUGCUGCUGUCAACGUUGUCGGCGUCGGGCCCGAAGCCAAUGCGACGGCGUUGACCAGUUCGAGGUCCCUGCCAGGCCCCGUGGUGCAAAUCAACCAAACCGCUGCCAGCGGCGGGUACGCCCAGUUGCAAAUUUCAAUACCGCUCGACACAGGUGGUGUCCCAAUCACCAACUUUACCGUGUUUCUCUACAGUCCGAGCCGGAAUGCGUUUAUCGCGCAAGACACGCGAGCCUCGCCCUCGUACAUUGCGUACUUGCCUCAGUUUCAAAGCACCUACGUCGUUCAAAUUCAGGUGGCCAACGCGGUGGGCUACAGCAACCUCAGGAGUAAUUUUUCCGUCUUCACAUCGGCAGCCACGUUGCCCGGUGCGCCACGGCUUGUGACGUCGCCAGUGCAAACGGGCGGUGCCAUCACCCUGCGCUGGCUGCCACCGCUCGACACUGGGGGCGUCAGCAUUACGGGCUACAACGUCUACAUGGCCUCGGACACGGGACUGGCGCUGUAUACAACGACGACUGCAGCGACCGCGGUCAUCGCGCCGCUUAGCCAGCUCACGACCUAUCAGUUUGUCGUCGUGGCCCGCAACACACUCGGUGAUGUUGUGCUGCCCGCGGUGGGGUCGAUCGCGAUGGGCACGGACGCCAUUUCGACCAAUGCGAGCACGCUCCAGUUGCUACCGGUUUAUACGAUCGAGAUGGCCGGCGGUUUGUGGCAACCGUCGCCGGUGCAAGCACGAGCCAAUACGAUUCAGCUAUCAUCCGUGUACUCGGGACCAUCGCUCAACGCACAGAGAAUGGUGGCGCGUGGCACAGCGUCGGGGCUCUUUACCGUGGGAACGACGGUGGCAACGUUACCAGGGCCACCGCCAGCGCCAUUGCGACUCGACUAUGCAUCGGGCAGCGUCGUUCAGCUGCAAUUGCUCUCGCCGAGCGACACGGGGGGUCUGCCCGUAACAGGCUAUCGCAUCUUUGUCAACAGCACGGAAGUGUCGGGUUUCAGCAUCGUCUCGACGACAGUGUCUCGAUCGUCGUCGCUGCAGAUUGACCAGAUCGCGCUUGUUCCGGGCUUUACGCCGUCGACAAUCUACAGCGUCUCGGUUGUCGCCAUGACGCUCAAGUCGUCGUGCGAGGCGCUGAGUCUCGGCGUUGUUGGCGCAGCGACUCUGCUGCAAGCCAACACAUCGACUCUGCCGCAGCCAGUGCUUUUGUUCACGAGCCCGCAAAGUACCGGCGGGGCGAUCUACCUCGCGUGGUCGCCACCGAUCGAUCGGGGCGUCGGCCUGGAUGUGCCGCUCACGUACACCCUGUCGAUGGCGCCGUCGCUAACGCCUGUGUGGGCUGUUGUGGGCAACACCACGGGCACAACGUACUGGGUGCUCAACCUGCAGCCGGAAACGACGUAUCUCUUCCAAAUCGCCGUCGCGUCGCCCGUUGGCACGUCACAGAACGUCACGCAGGCGACGUUCGUCACGGCGGGGCUUUCGGCGCCGGGGCCCUGCGAUCCACCCGUGUUGCUCAACCACACGGGCGGGUCGCUCACUGUGGGCUGGUCGCCCCCAGUGGACAACGGCGGCCGUCCCGUCAUCAGCUACGUGAUUCAAGUGCAAGGUAUGACGGCAACGACGACGACAAGUGCACUGUUUGCAACGAUCACGGGGCUCUUGGCGCAAACGACGUACAGCGUCCGCGUCAGUGCGAUCAAUAUCAUGGGCACCGGGGCCGCCAGCGUCUACGCGAGCUUCAUGACGGGCAACCCGUCGCCAGCGGCCGCUCCAUCGAGCCCCAUCGUUGUCGGACAGUCGGGCGGCGCGGUCGUCUUGGCCUUCACACCGCCAGACGAUACGGGCGGCGUUGCGCUCGCCAACAUCUUUUACGCCGUGUACGCCAACAACGUGCUGGUCGCCAACAUUUCCCACGCCGAAUACGUAGCCGCGCUUGCUGCGCCGACGACGACACCCAGUGCGUCGAGCCGCCGCCGCCGCCUCGCGGGAUCCGCAGGCGGAGUCACGGUUGGCAAUCUCAAUCCGUCGACAAGCUACGUUUUUCAAGUGGUGACAGUGUCGAGCGCCGGCGGGUCUAGCCCGGGGUCAAGUCCUCAAUCGGGGGCGACGUCGCCCCCCACCGCCCCCGGUACGCCGUCCGCACCAACCAUUGCGGCUGUCACGGGGGGGACUAUUGAUUUUCGGUGGAUUGCGGUUGUCGACACGGGGGGUAGUUCCAUCACAAGCUACGUUCUUCGCGUCGUCAAUACCGAUACGUUUGCGUCUUACUCGUGCACGGGGCUCAUUUUCCGCUGCGUCAUCGGCGGUCUUGACGGACUCUCGAGCUACACUGCGACGGUUCAAGCCACCAACAGCAUCGGACCUUCGGCGCUGAGUGCGUCGACGCUGGUGAGUACGUCGGGAACAACACCGCCCUCGGUACCACAGCAACUGUCGCUUGUGAGUGGGACAACCGACACGCUCGUGCUCUCGUGGUUACCGCCGGUCGACACGGGCGGGUUCGCCAUCACUGGCUACACCGUCUCGGUUGCUGCCAGCGGCACCUUUGUGACGACGCUUUCAGUCGCAGCACCGACAGAUACGACCAGUAGCGUGACAGCCACGAUCUCGGGGCUGGCGUCGGCAACCGCGUACGCUGUUACUGUGCAAGCCAUAAACUUUGUCGUCGCCGGUGACACGACCGACGAGCUCGUCGUUGAGACCGUCGCGCUCCCAAACAUGCCAGUGGCGCCCACUGUCUUGUGUGUCGCACGCUCGUCGGUAUCUUUGGUAUGGACUGCGCAAGCUGCUGCGUAUGCUUUGCAGCGAAGCGAUGGGGCCGUCUUCCGGGACCUCAGGACGCAGUCGUUUGUCGAUUCUGCCGUAGCCAUCGGCGCGACGUACACGUACGCGCUGCAGGUGCUGCAAGCGGACGGUGUCACGUGGAGUCGGUGGAGCUUUCCAGUGUCCGUGACAACUUUGCCGUCGCCGUCGUUGUACAGCAGUUGCGUGCUCUCGUCGACGCCGAUCGUGCAGAGCAGGUACGACAACAACGCGCAUGUCACCUGGCAGCUCGCACGGCCCCUCGGCCUCAACCAGCACACCGUGCUCGACUUUUCGCUCUUCUCACUCGAGUGCAAUCACGAUGUUGUGGUCGUCACCGAGCUCGAUUCGCUCAACCAGCCGACGACGCUGUGGCGCGGCGGGUGCCCACGGACCGGCGGUCUCACGCUCGUCUCGUCGCAAGCCAACACGGCGCUUCAGAUCGCGCUCACUUCGGAUGCAACGGUCACGCGCGCCGGGCUCACGUUCACGUCGCGCGCUGUCAACAUGUCGACGACCGUCGUUGCCAGCCGGGUGGCGUGUCCGUCGGUCGGCAACGUCGCGUGCGCUGGCAACGGUCUUUGCGCGGGCGCGUCGGGCAACUGUGUGUGCAGUAUUGGUUUUACGGGCGAAGACUGCAGCCAGCGUAUUUUUUGCGACGCCACGGUGGCCUCGACGCGGUGUCCAACGCUCAUGGGCCUCGCGGGUGAAGUCAUUGCUGUGGACCCCGCACAAGGCGACGAUACCCGCGGCACUGGCGAAAUCAUGGGCGUGACGGCGUCGGGCACGGCGAGCAAAGCCGUCCGGUCCAUCCAACAAGCGUUGCGACUCUUCUCGGUCGACGCGACGGUGCCAAAGACGCUGCUGUUGUACCCUGGCACGUACACGUCGCAGUCCAACUGCAUGUGGGCGCUCUCCAACCGGAACCUCACCGUGCGGGGGCUCUUUGGCGCUGCAUUCACCGUCAUCUCAUGUGCUACAGGCAGUGCGUGGCAGCUGCAAGGCGGCGAGCUCACGAUUCACGGCGUUGGGCUCCAGGGCAGUCAAUUGAGUAUGGCGCAAGGCACCCUUCAAGUCCGAUCGUGCUCUCUCAGUGGCGGCGCCAAUGCCAACGGCGGCUGCAUCUACGUCGACCACAGCACGUUAAUGCUUCAGCAGUCGAACGUGACGGGCUGCCGCGCCCAGCGUGGCGGAGGCAUCUAUGCAAUUCAGAGUACCUUGCGCAUCACCGACGCGCUCAUCUAUGGCAAUACGGCGACGGGAGAUGGCGGCGGUCUGUACCUCAGUAGCACGUCAACGGUCACCGGCACCAACGCUGUCGUGCACACCAACACGGCGUCAAACUACGGAGGCGGCAUCGCCAUCGUCGGCACCGCAACGCUCCAAGGCACGACGGCCGCAGGCAUCCACCUUCGAGGCAACACUGCGCAGACAGGCGGCGGUGUCAGUGUUGCAGGCGUUGGUCUCACCAGCACCAACCUGCUGGUUGAUGCCAACCGCGGACUUGGCAACGGUGGCGGUGUCGCUGUCCAAACGAAUGCAUUCGUGACCGACACGGCGUCACUUCUUGCGUCCAAUGGCGCCAACGGCUUUGGUGGCGGCAUCUACUCGGAGUCGAGUGGAACACUCUCGUUUACGGGGACUGUGGUUGAAAGCAGCUCGGCAGGACUUGGCGGCGGGGGCGUCGCGCUCAGCGGCAGCACGGGCGUACUGCGAGGUCUCCUCAUCACCCAAUGCUCCAGUCAGAGGCUCGGUGGCGGACUGCACGCAGUGAACUCCGCCUUUGCAUUGCAGUCUGUGCUCCUCGACAGCAACACGGCGGCCACGAAUGGUGGAGGUAUCGCGUUACAAGCCUCGACGUGCACAGCUCAGAGCGUCACCACGAGCAACAACGUGGCCCAAGGCAACGGCGGCGGUGUCGCGCUCGUCGACAGCCGCGCGACGGGGUCGCUUUCCGUCACACUCGACUCGGCCGUCGGUGUUGGCGGAGGCGUGUAUUUGAAUGGCGCAUCAUCGCUCGUGUCGACGCUCGUUCGCAGCUGCUCGGCGUCCCAAGGGGGUGGUAUCUUUGCCACGGCCAGCAGUGCAACUACUCUCCAGGCGCUCAACGGCGUCGUCGUGUCGCAGUGCUCGGCCGCAAGUCGCGGUGGCGGUCUCGCAUUGGCUACCGUAUUCGUUCAAAUGACGGACGUUUCAAUCGUCGACAACUCGGCGCCAACGGGUGGCGGUAUCGAUGUGUCAAGUGCGACGCUGACGGUCAUGUCGACCACCACCCCGAGCUCCGUCGCCAGGAACCGCGCCACCCGCGGCGGUGGCGUCAGCUGCAGCGGCACCUCGUUUGUCAACAACCUCGCCGUCGCAAGCAACACAGCAACGACGAUGGGGGGCGGUAUGUUCCUGCAAGGCACGACAAGUCUCCUCAACGUUCGCGUCGAUACGUGCUCGUCACUGGGCACCGGCGGCGGCCUUGCACUCUCCGGUGCGAUCGUCUACCACACAACGUCCUCCGUUCGGAGCUGCGUCGCGGCCAAGGGCGGCGGUCUCUACCUCGAGAGCUCUACGCUAACUCGGCAAAGCGCGUCGGCAUCGACCAAACUCGUGAUCGAUGCCAACACGGCGACAGUCGAAGGCGGGAACGCGUACGUCGGGGGGCCGAGCCAGCUCAUGUAUGUUGCCUUCUCAGCGGGGCAAGCGCCCUUAGGCGGCAGCAUCUCUUCUGUCGGUACCUCGGGCUCCUUGGCCCAGUGCACGAUUGCAACGUCGACAGCGACGACUGGCGGCGGUGGCCUCCGUCUUCUUGACGGCACCUGGCAAAUGGUCGACACCACUGUGUCGGGCAACGCGGCCAACCAAGGCGGCGGCCUGCAUCUCAACAACUCGGUGCUCACCCACAGCAAUCUCAUUGUCUCGGCCAACCAAGCGGUCGACGUCGGCGGCGGCGUCGCCCUCUUUGGCGCCAGUCGCAUCGUCGGCAACGGCGCCGUGUCGCAGGUGACGGCCAACACCAUCCAAGGCCUCGGCGGUGCCAAUGUCUAUUGCGGCGGUGCUGCCAACGUCGCUUUGAGUGCGUUGCAGAUCACAAACGCCCGCGCCAACCAAGGCGCGGGGAUCUUUGUCGCUGCCGCGGCCGUCGUCGCGUUGAACAGCUGCGAUUUGAAUGGCAACACGGCGGAUACGGCGGGUGGUGCCAUCUACGGCGCAGCUCCGCUGCAAAUUACCCUCACCAACUGCCAAGUGACGCGCAACACGGCGGUGCAAGGUGCCGCUGUGUUCCUUGGCGCCGGUCGUCUCGACGUUGUGUCGUCCGAGGUGUCGCAAAACGUUGGUACAUCCGGGGGCGCCCUCUACCUCCAGGCCAGUACCCUCUCGGUAACGAGCUCGACAAUGCUCUCCAAUCACGUUUCUGCGGGCGACGGCGGCGCCAUCACCGCGCUGGCCUCGUCGCAGCUCACGCUGCGUUCCUCGAGUUUUGCUUGCAACGCAGCGACCGACGGCGGCACACUCAGCAUCUCGUCCCAGUCGUCGGGGAUUGCGUCCGGUUGCACAUUUUCGGGCACCGGCAUCGGCGUCGAUGGUGUCUCGUGCGUCAACAGCGACACCAACCGCGGGGGUCUUGUUUACAUCAUCGGCCAGUCGUCCAUGACUUUGGACUCGGGGUCGCGGCUGAUGUACGCGAGCGCUACGUACGGUGGCGCGGUGUUUGUCUCGCAAGCCGUCGUGUCCAUUUUGGCGAGCUCGGUGGCUAAUAACACGGCGCUCCAAUUUGGUGGUGCCGUGUAUUUGGCCCAGGCGAACCUGACGCUGACCAACUCGGACGUGGGUUACUGCAGCGCUAUCUACGACGGCGGUGCGGUCUACGUCACGGGCAAGUCGAUGGCGACAGUUGCGACGACGACGGUGCACGACAACACGGUCACGAACGACGGCGGGGCGUUCCUUGUCGACAUUGGCAGCAACCAACUCAAACUCACCAACUCGAUUCUUCGCAACAACAAGGCGCUGCACUACGGCGGCGGGGUCGCUGCCGGGCGCGACUCGGUCAACGAGUACGUCGGAACAAGCUUUGCCAGCAACGCGGCGGCGCUCGGUGGUGCCGUGUAUGUGACCGACACGACCUGUCGCGCCACCGGGUGCGCAUUUACCCAAAACCAAGCGGACGAAGGCGGCGGCGUCGCUGUCGAUCGAAGUGGCAUCGUGUUUGCAACGGCAUCCACGUUCCAGAGCAACGACGCGGCGACCGACGGCGGCGGUCUCCUGCUCCUGCUCAAAGCCACGGCUUUCGUGACCAGCUGUGCAUUUGCCGAGAAUUCGGGUGGCAUGGGUGGUGCAAUCGCCGCUGGGUCCUUGGCGUCGUUGACAACAACCAACACGACGUUCUACGCCAACCGCGCGUCGGGCCUCGGCGGAGCGCUGGCAGUCGUCGGCCUGGCAACCGUUCAAAUGUCGGGGGCGAAUCUGACGAGCAACCGCGCGACGGACGGCGCCGGCAUUGGGCUCACAACGUCGGCGUUGGUCAACGUCAGCGACAGCACCCUGCGUGACAACGUAGCGCGAUUCCGCGGCGGUGGGAUUUAUCUGACAGUUGCGUCCGCCAAGCAGCUGGCGCGCCUCCGUAUCGAAAACAACCAAGCGCUCAGCGGCGGCGGCGUCUUUUGGUUCGUCGGCACGCCCGUCUACGCAUGCGACGACUGCCAAAUUGGCGGCAAUACAAAGUACGACGUCGCCACCGACUCGAGUCAGUUCGACGUCCUCUGGUGGCCAUCCAAUGCGUCCAGCGCGCUGAGUUUGACUCAAGUGCCCGACACGGUGACCAUCACCGUACCGGCCAAUCUAACUGCGGCCUCGCCUUCCGACGUGUGGCCGCGGCUCGAAGUCCAAGACUUUUACGGGCAGCGGUCGCUCACCGAGAAUAGCACCUACUGCUUUGUGACAGCGGUCAACGUCUCGGAUAAUCUUGUGACGUUCGACCCGGCGUACCGGGUCAACGCGGCCUCGGGCGUUGCGUGGUUUCCGGGGGCGACGGUCGUUGCCGACGCACGCAACGCCUCGUACCAGCUCCAAGCGUCCUGCGUCCUUCCGUCGUCGAGCACGGUCCUCUCGCGCCCCAUCAGUAUGAUCGUUCUCCCGUGCCCCGCUGGCUACAGCCUGGCCGGCGACAAGCGCUGCAACCGAUGCAGCAACAACCAAUACAGUCUCGACGGCGUCAACUGCUACGACUGUCCGACGGGGGCGAGCUGCACGCAGUACGUCGGGACACCCGUGACGACGAGCGCGCUCACGUACGGUGUCGCCGUGCCGCGGACGCAGAGUGACUUUAUGGCGUACCGGGCGCCAGCGACGACGCAGUCGGACUGCAACCCGUACAACUGGGAAGCCGCCGAUCCGUGCCUGCCGUUUGCAGUAAGCGCGGCUGGCGGCGCGCUCACGUCGCGCAUCACGAUCGACGUCGCGUCGGUCAUCAACGAGUGCAUUCAGUACGGCAACGCCGCGCUCAUGAGCAAGUACUGGCCGACCGACCGGCGGUUUGCGUGCCAGACCAACAUGGCGUUCUAUGCGUGCGACAUCAUUGGCGCGUGCCCCCAAGACAUUUAUAUCGACACAAUCACAUACAACGCGUCGGCGAUUCCUUGUGAAGCCGGGUACCAGGAGAUCAUGUGCUCCGUGUGCAGAGAUGGCUAUAAGCGUGCGACCAACGGGUCCUGUCAGCCGUGCGCCGAGGUCAAUGCACAGAUUCGGCGCGAAGUGUCGUGGACCAACUUUGUCUUGCCGGUUCUGGCGCUGCUACUCUUAUUGCUCAUCGCCGUCUGGCUUCGCAUCUCGCUCAAGGACCGCACGGAGAUCCCGCUCUUGGACAAGGCCCAGCACGACCGCAAGCACAAGCUGUACACGCCGCCGGUCGCCGUGAAAAGCAAGCUGCAGCUGUGGGUCGAGGCAAAAAUCGAAGCGUUCCGCGCCAAACAGGCCGAGAAAGCGGCCGAGAAGGCCAAGCACAACACCGCGAUCCUCUUUGGCGUCGCGCCCGUGGACGUCAUCGGCAGCAUCUACUUCAGCCCCGAGAAGAUCAAGAUUAUGAUUGGGUUUUUCCAAAUUUUUGGCAAUCUCAAAAAAACGUAUGGGAUCAACUGGAACGCCAACGUUAACUGGGCCAUGUCCACGUCGUCGUCCGUGAACCUCGACCUAAUCUCGAUCGCGGGCCUCGACUGCAUCCUCGCGCGGACUUUCUAUUUUGAUUUUGUGCUCCAACUAAGCAUCGUCGCGUUCCUCCUCGGCACGCUCUUCUACUGCUACAUGCGCGGUAUCAAGGACUACGAAGCCAAACUGUCAUCGAUUCCGCGCAACUGCAUCCAGUGCGGGCACCCGGUCCACGACAAGUUCUCGCGCCAAGUGUACAAGGACAUUCCAAAGUACAUGGAGAAGCGCCACCGGAUGAGCAUCAAGGCCAAACAAAACAUCCACCGACUCAAGUCGAUCGUGCGCCCGCCCAUGGACAAGCUCGCUUCCGACGAACGCCGGCUCAAGCGCGAGCUGGGCAUGUCCCAAGUCAAGACCGACGUCCUCCCGAUCUUCCCGGCCGUGCACAUUACGCGGCCGUGCCCGACCGACGACGUCCUCUCUGGCGCGCUGCUCGACCGUACACUGCGCAGCAACCUCCGCGUGUGGCAGGCGCGCGUCAAGCUCCGCAUGAACUACAACACGUACCGGUCCAAGUGUUUUCAGAAAUUUUUGUGGCUGCUCCUCGUGCUGUACCCGAUGGUGUCGCAAACGAUCCUCAACGUCUUUAACUGCCAAGACGUCGGCGGCGUCUCGUACCUCGUGCUCGAUCGGCGCCUGCAGUGCUACACGCUCACGUGGUCGCUCUACGCGACCAUCGGCUUUGCGUGCGUCGGUGUCUGGGUCGUCGGCGUCCCAGUGCUCUUCUUCCUCGUCGUCUACCGCGUCCGAACGACCAACGUCGAAGCGCGACUGGACAUUCUCAAGCAGCCGCGGUACCGCGACUUGCGCGCCAAGUGGGCCAAGCGCAUGCGCGCGUACUUUGCCAACGAGCGGGGCAUCCAUGUGCGCGAAAACGAGUUUGCAGCCGUCGAGAACGGCUAUCUCCGCGAGUACAUGUACAUGCUCAACCUCGUCGACGAGACCAACGUCCUCAAAGUGGGCUUCAUCUACGCCAACUACAAGCCGCGCUUUUGGUGGUUUGAUGUGCUCGACCUCGUUCGGAAGCUGCUCUUGAGCGGCGUCGUCAUGUUUCUCAAGAACAAACCCGUCGUCAAGUCGAUCUUCAGCAUGUCCAUCAGCGUGGUCCUCAUGGCCGGUCUCCUCUACUACCGCCCGUACAACGAGUGGACCGACAACAUUGUCAACAGCAUGACGCAGUUCCAGAUCAUUUUGACGCUCUGGGUCGGCAUCGUGCUGCUGCUCGUGGCGGAAACCGGCCUCGACCUCAUCAACCAAGACCUCGUCGUCAACGUCAUGCUCGGCGUGAACCUCUGCGGCGUCCUCUUCACCGGCUACAUCAUGUGCCAGCAAGCGAUGACGCGCUCGCGUCAGGAGCUCGCGGUCGCCCGCGCCGAGCGCCAGCGGAAGAUCUCGCACGCGGUCAAGGACCUCUGGCGCAAGGGCUUCAACCACGCUGUGUACGAGGCGCAGCAAGCCCGAAGCUACCCCGCGACGCUCUCGGUGGCGGCAAUGCUGGAGGCUGUGCGACGCGCCAUUGCGACCGCCAAGCACGACGCCGACGAGGUGACCGUGCACAGCAUCAUCGAUGCGCCGCAACCGUAGCCAGCUGUCCCCUUCUUGAUGGAGUCGCAGAUUCAUAAACCUUUGUGUCGACUUUACGCCGCUUGUUACUUAAGCAGUCGGCGCCGGUUGCGCCCACGGAUCAACGGGUGGCGCUUGUAGUACUUGCGGUGGGCCUCGCGGAGGUGGUG
Molecule: messenger RNA, 28796 nt
Organism: Saprolegnia diclina VS20
Lineage: Eukaryota; Oomycota; Saprolegniomycetes; Saprolegniales; Saprolegniaceae
Exons: 40
Coding region: 1-28647 (9548 amino acids)
Biological process (GO): cell communication; proteolysis
Cellular component (GO): membrane; extracellular region
Molecular function (GO): protein binding
Source: RefSeq, a predicted model, not a curated record